Pimephales promelas (fathead minnow) is the source of this 3807-nucleotide messenger RNA. It is a transcript of the gene slc40a1, whose product is annotated as solute carrier family 40 member 1. Gene Ontology annotation, biological process: iron ion transmembrane transport. Gene Ontology annotation, molecular function: peptide hormone binding; iron ion transmembrane transporter activity. The record is from RefSeq and is a predicted model, not a curated record. Gene Ontology annotation, cellular component: basolateral plasma membrane. NCBI's taxonomy places the organism in Eukaryota, Metazoa, Chordata, Actinopteri, Cypriniformes, Leuciscidae.
UUGACGGUCCGUGUUUGAGAUAAACACGGAGCUCGGCUGCAUCCGUGAGCGCGGCUCUGGCCCUUUCGGGAGUUAUAUGUUUUUGCACAUUUAGUUGUUCUAGAAAGGUUAUUUCUCUCCAACUUCAGCUACAGUGUUGGCUAAGUUAGGAGAGGAGAGAAGGGAAAUAUUCGUGUUUUGCGCAGGAAAUUGCAUCGAGGAUUUACCGUUUAAAGCGAACCAUUACAAAAGAAUCCAAAGCUUGACAAAACCGAACAAAUACAAUCGAUAUAUAUAUAUACGCACAAUGGACACCGCUGCAUCUAAGAAACCUUGCUGUGAAAGAGUUCGCGAAUUCUUCACGUCUGCAAAAUUCCUUAUUUACCUCGGACAUGCUCUGUCAACAUGGGGGGAUCGGAUGUGGAACUUUGCUGUGGCUGUGUUUUUGGUGGAGCUGUAUGGCAAUAGUUUACUCUUGACAGCCGUGUAUGGACUGGUGGUUGCGGGGUCCGUCCUCUUACUGGGCGCUAUUAUUGGUGACUGGGUGGACAAAAACCCCAGACUGAAAGUGGCGCAGACAUCUUUGGUCGUCCAGAACAGUGCUGUCAUUCUCUGCGGUAUCCUUCUGAUGGUCGUUUUCCAGUAUAAAGAACAGCUUUCUAACAUGUAUGACGGAUGGUUGCUGACAUCAUGCUACAUUAUGGUCAUCAGCAUUGCAAACAUCGCUAACCUAGCCAGCACAGCUAUGUCUAUCACCAUCCAGAGGGACUGGGUUGUGGUUGUAGCUGGAGAUGAUCGGAGCAAUCUGGCAGAUAUGAACGCAACUGUAAGAAUAAUUGACCAGUUAACCAACAUUCUGGCUCCAAUGCUUGUGGGCCAGAUCAUGUCAUUUGGUUCCCAUUUCAUCGGCUGUGGUUUUAUCUCGGGCUGGAACCUGUUCUCCAUGUGCUUGGAGUACUUCCUGCUUUGGAAAGUUUAUCAGAAGACUCCAGCACUUGCCUUAAAAUCAGGACAGAAGAACACAGAUGACCAGGAGCUGAAGCAUCUCAACGUACAAAAAGAGAUUGGAACUAGUGAAAGCCCAGUUGAAGGCUCCCAGCUGAUGGAUGAAACCGCUGAGGUGAAGAAGAAUACCAGUUGCUGCUACCAAAUGACCGAGCCCAUCCGUACCUUUAAGGAUGGCUGGGUAGCCUACUACAAUCAGUCCAUCUUCUUUGCCGGCAUGUCUCUGGCUUUCCUCUACAUGACCGUUCUGGGCUUCGACUGCAUCACCACGGGCUACGCGUACACUCAGGGCCUGAACGGCUCUGUGCUCAGUCUCCUCAUGGGAGCCUCGGCUAUAUCUGGAAUCUGUGGAACGGUGGGCUUCACCUGGCUCAGAAAGAAGUGCGGCCUGAUCAGAACCGGCUUCAUCGCCGGAGUCAUCCAACUGUCUUGCCUCAUGCUCUGCGUGGCAUCCGUCUUUGCUCCCGGCAGCCCUUUCGAUCUCAGCAUCUCGCCCUUCGAAGAGGUCUUGAAACAUCUGUUCGGAGACAGCGGCUCGCUGCGUGAGAGUCCUACUUUUGUUCCUACAAUUGAACCACAGAUUCCGACAAAUGCCACUGUUUUUGAGGAAGCCCCCCAAGUGGAGUCCUACAUGUCUGUCAGUCUUCUCUUCGCCGGUGUCAUUGCUGCUAGAAUCGGUCUUUGGUCUUUUGACUUGACCGUGACCCAACUGAUCCAAGAGAAUGUGAUUGAGUCCGAGAGAGGAAUCAUCAAUGGCGUCCAGAACUCCAUGAACUAUCUACUUGAUCUCCUGCACUUCAUCAUGGUCAUCCUUGCACCAAAUACCGAGGCCUUCGGCCUUCUCGUGAUCAUCUCGGUUUCCUUCGUUGCAAUGGGACACAUGAUGUAUUUCAGGUUUGCCUUUAAAACCCUCCGAAGUCGACUCUUCCUGUUCUGUUCGCCCGAGCAGAAGCCAGAUCCCAAUGUUCCCUCACUUUCCAACUCUGUAUAACUAUUUAAAGAGACCGUAAGCUAACUUCUACUUGUUUCGCAUGCCACGUUCUUUAAAAACGUCGCCAGGAACCCAUUCCAUCUCUUUUACUAACAUGCAUGCUUUUGCAGUGAGUAAAAAUUCUUCUCCAUUAGUUAAGAUAACAAAGAGAUGGAGAGAUUAUGCAUGUCAAAAAAGCAUACUUUGCUUCCCUUGUUUUUUGUGUUCGAGGUGCUGUAAAAAUGCCAGAGAAGUAAUUCUCACAAAUGGGAACUAUGGUUCUUACGUGAUAUACCAUGCUUUAAUAACUCCGAAGCAAAAAUUGGCAUAUUUAUUCUAUUUUUACAUAUUUUAUAUAUUGUUUUUUUUUUUUUUUCAACUUUAUGCUCAUAGUUAAUCUUCAGACUAGGUAUGUGAGUUUAGCAAUGUGUUCUACUUAAGAUAGAGUAGUUUUGUAAUGUUUGCCCCUCAAUGAUUUUUACAAGCCAUGGUUAAAGUCUCUUUUAUAGUUAUUUUGAGUGUUCUAGUUAUUCAUUCAGUUAUGCUUCUAUAAUGCUUAUAUAUUUAUAUAAAUGUAGUCAGUAUUCUUUAUCUCAGCUUCGGUGGUGCUAUUAUUACAACUCUUCUGGAAAGCAAUGCAGACAUUUAUACAGUUUGUAACCAAAGUUGACUUUUUUUCACCAUGUGGAAGUGAGGGAAUUGCAUCUGUUUUCUUGUUAACAUCCCUGAUAUUAGUGCUGUGAACAUUUCUUGGAGAUUUAGGCCUUGAGACACUCACCCCAUUGCAACUAGUUAACUCUAGAUUUGUGUUCUGUUUGAUUAGAAAGUGAUUUUUAGCACUUGAUUGUUUUUUUGCAAAGAUUUUUACACAAGCACUUUACGCGAUUACACUUUGUCCGUUUCGAAAUAAGUACGACACACUUCAGGUUUAAGGUAUUUGCACACAAUUGAUUCUUUGCCACCAAAGUUCAGUCAGGCAGGAAUUCAGACAUUUUAUCUUGCAGUUCUGCAUCAAAACUGGAAGAUUGUCAUAUUUGCUUCAAAGGUAGUAACAAAAAUGGGAUUUUUUUUAGGAGAACUAAAAUCUCUAAGACACCCUCAUGAUUUUUACUGCCCUUUAAGUGAUGCCACACCUCAGUUUUCCCUUCAUGAAAAUCAUAUGCUAAUCUAGAACCAAGUAAACAAUUUUUAGGUCUAUGGCCACAAACACUCAGGCACCAACAUCCUUUUGAAAACCACUGCUGGCUUGACAUAUAGUUGAGGUAUUUUGUCAGUUGUGUAAUAUUGAGGUUGGACACCAGCAGGGCUCCACCAUAUGCACAGGAAAGAGAAGGGAUUGAGUCCAAUGUGGACGGCUGGUUUGAAGUGCAGCUGGUCACAAAUGCAGGUGGCCAAGUGAAGUCAAUGAUUUUUGACAUCACUUGUCAAGUAAGCAUUUUUAAUGUUUCAUGAGGCCCUUCUGGACAUACUGUCGGUCUUUAAACUCUUACUUCAUUGCGUCAGUGCAUAUCGUCUGUAUUUCUGUGAAUGUGAAGCCUUAUUUACAUCUGUAAAAUGUUUUUAUAUUCUUGUGUUGACUACUAUUGUAAUUCCGUUUUGUCCUAUGUAAUGCCACACAGAUCACCUUGCCCUUGACUAUUACAAAAUGAAACACUUGUACUUGCAAUAAAUUUUACUUUUAAAAUCCAGUUGAAUGUAAUGUAAGAACAUCCAUUAUCUUUGUAGGAGCAUAUUGAUUCUGUUCCUGUUGUGUGGUAUACUUGCAAUAAUUGUGCUUCAUACUCCAAUGCAGGGGGAAUAUACAAUUUGUACUGCAUCUCACUUCAACCGAAAUAAACAGAUUUGUACCCAAA